CGGCAAGCGGGUUCCGAGUGGCUGCAGGCGGCCUGGGCUGCCGGGGCCGACGCCUGGGUGGCUGUCGCCGCCGCGUCUGCUGCGAGAUGGCGAUCUUGGGCACGGAAGGGUGAGGGCGCCCGCCGGUGGAGGAGGCGCCGCUGCAGUGUCCGCCGGGCCGCCGGGAGCCGACGGUUUCGCGCCGGGUUAUCUCCUCACUAGACUAUGAGCUCCUUGAAAGAAGGAAUCGUGUCUUACUCAUCUUUCUAUCUCCAGUAUCUAGAACAGUUCCUGGUACAAAGUUUAAGCUGAAUUUUGGGACAUGGCCACUGCUUCACCAAGGUCUGAUAUUAGUAAUAAUGACAGUGGAAGGUUACAGUUACAGGUAACUGUUUCUAGUGCCAAACUAAAAAGAAAAAAGAACUGGUUUGGAACAGCAAUAUAUACAGAAGUAGUUGUAGAUGGAGAAAGUAAGAAAACAGCAAAAUCCAGUAGUUCUUCUAAUCCAAAAUGGGAUGAACAGCUAACUGUAAAUGUGACCCCACAGACUACAUUGGAAUUUCGAGUUUGGAGUCAUCACACUUUAAAAGCAGAUGCUUUAUUAGGAAGAGCGACAAUAGAUUUGAAGCAAGCUCUGUUAAUACACAACAGAAAAUUGGAAAGAGUGAAAGAACAAUUAAAACUUUCCUUGGAAACCAAGAAUGGUGUUGUGCAAACUGGUGAAUUAACAGUUGUGCUUGAUGGACUGGUGAUUGAGCAAGAAAAUAGAACAAACUGCAGCUCAUCUCCAAACAUGGAAAUACAGCAAAAUGGUGAUGCCUUACAUGAAAAUGGAGACCCUUCGGCAAGGACAACCACCAGGUUGGCUGCUGAAGGUACUAAUGGAAUAGAUAAUCACGUACCUACAAACACUGUAGUACAGAACUCAUGCUGUUCAUAUGUAGUUAAUGGAGACAACACACCUUCAUCUCCAUCUCAGGUUGCUGCCAGACCCCAAAACACACCAGCUCCAAAACCACUCACAUCUGAGCCUGCCAAUGACACUGUUAAUGGAGAAUCAUCCUCAUCUGCACCAACUGAUAAUGCUUCCACCACGGGUACUGCAAUAGUAUCUGGAGAAACCGCCUUGUCUUCAAAUUGCACUAGUACUACUGUCGAAGAUCCUCCAGUUCAAGAAAUACUGACCUCCUCAGAAAACAAUGAAUGUAUUCUUUCUAACAGUGCAGCAUUUGGGUCUGAAGCUAGAAGUACAUUAGAUCCUUCUACCUCCAGUUCUGGAAGUAGCUCUGCCUUCGAAGCAGCCAAAUUAAGACAGCCAGAUGUCUGUGUGGAACCUGUCCUGCAGCAGUCUGGAAAUGCCAACACAGAAACUCUGCCAUCGGGGUGGGAACAGAGAAAAGAUCCUCAUGGUAGAACCUAUUAUGUGGAUCAUAACACUCGAACGACCACAUGGGAGAGGCCACAACCUUUACCUCCAGGUUGGGAAAGAAGAGUUGAUGAUCGGGGAAGAGUUUAUUAUGUGGAUCAUAACACCAGGACAACAACCUGGCAGCGGCCUACCAUGGAAUCUGUGCGGAAUUUUGAACAGUGGCAGUCUCAGCGGAACCAACUGCAGGGAGCUAUGCAACAGUUCAACCAACGAUACCUCUACUCGGCUUCAAUGUUAGCUGCAGAAAAUGACCCAUAUGGGCCUUUGCCACCAGGCUGGGAAAAAAGAGUGGAUUCAACAGACAGAGUUUACUUUGUGAAUCAUAACACAAAAACAACCCAGUGGGAGGAUCCCAGAACUCAAGGCCUACAGAAUGAAGAACCCCUGCCAGAAGGCUGGGAAAUUAGGUAUACCCGUGAAGGAGUUAGGUACUUUGUUGAUCAUAAUACAAGAACAACAACAUUCAAAGAUCCUCGCAAUGGGAAGUCAUCUGUAACUAAAGGUGGUCCACAGAUUGCUUAUGAACGCAGCUUUAGGUGGAAACUUGCUCACUUCCGUUAUUUGUGCCAGUCUAAUGCACUACCCAGUCAUGUAAAGAUCAAUGUGUCCCGGCAGACAUUGUUCGAAGAUUCCUUUCAACAGAUUAUGGCAUUAAAACCCUAUGACUUGAGGAGGCGAUUAUAUGUAAUAUUUAGAGGAGAAGAAGGACUUGAUUAUGGUGGUCUAGCAAGAGAAUGGUUUUUCUUGCUUUCACAUGAAGUUUUGAACCCCAUGUAUUGCCUGUUUGAGUAUGCUGGCAAGAACAACUACUGUCUGCAGAUAAAUCCAGCAUCAACCAUUAAUCCAGACCAUCUUUCAUACUUCUGUUUCAUUGGUCGCUUUAUUGCUAUGGCACUUUUUCAUGGAAAGUUCAUUGAUACUGGUUUCUCUUUACCCUUCUACAAGCGUAUGCUAAGUAAAAAGCUGACUAUUAAGGAUUUGGAAUCUAUUGAUACUGAAUUUUAUAACUCCCUUAUCUGGAUAAGAGACAACAACAUUGAAGAAUGUGGCUUAGAAAUGUACUUUUCUGUUGACAUGGAGAUUUUGGGAAAAGUUACUUCACAUGACCUGAAGUUGGGAGGUUCCAAUAUCCUGGUGACGGAGGAGAAUAAAGAUGAAUAUAUUGGUUUAAUGACAGAGUGGCGUUUUUCUCGAGGAGUACAAGAACAGACCAAAGCUUUCCUGGAUGGUUUUAAUGAGGUUGUGCCCCUUCAGUGGCUGCAGUACUUUGAUGAAAAAGAACUGGAGGUCAUGUUGUGUGGCAUGCAGGAGGUUGACUUAGCAGAUUGGCAGAGAAACACCGUGUAUCGACAUUAUACCAGAAACAGCAAGCAAAUCAUCUGGUUUUGGCAGUUUGUGAAAGAGACAGACAAUGAAGUAAGAAUGCGACUACUGCAGUUUGUCACUGGAACCUGCCGUUUACCUCUAGGAGGAUUUGCUGAGCUCAUGGGAAGUAAUGGGCCUCAAAAAUUUUGCAUCGAAAAAGUCGGCAAAGAUACCUGGUUACCAAGAAGCCACACAUGUUUUAAUCGCUUGGACCUACCACCAUAUAAGAGUUAUGAACAACUAAAGGAAAAACUUCUUUUUGCAAUAGAAGAGACAGAGGGAUUUGGACAAGAAUGAAUGUGGCUUCUUGUCUUGGAGGAGCUCUUGCAUUUAAAUACCCCAGCCAAGAAAAGUUGCACAGAUAGUGUAUAUAAGCUGUUCAUUCUGUACAGUGAAUUUUCUGAACCUCUCAAAGUAUAAAUGUUUUCCGUUCUUCCACAGAAAUAUGCAAAACAGUUCAUCCUUUUCUACUUUAUUUAUUGUUCCCUUGACUGACUGACUAGGAAAAAAAUCAUCCUUAAAUUUUGAAGUUGAAGCAAGCAAGAGACUUUAUUAAAAAUAAGUAUAUAUCUAUAUAACAUAUAUGAUAGUGGCUCUAGUUUUAUAGAGCUCAGAGUGUAUUAAACAUGACAGCCGUUCAUUCAAAAAUAAUCUGGAUUUGCUUUACCUUGUUUCUGUUAUCCAGGGGAAGAAGUACAAAUUACUCCAUGUUUUUUUCCCUUUGUAACACCUCUUGAGGGUGUUUUGUUGCAUGGCUGUUCAGGAAGGUAUUAAGGGCUUAGGCCAAAAUCUUACUUUGAAUAUGUUAAAACAUGCUGCUGGCUUUUCUUAAGAUGGGUGCUUGAACCUGUCAGUUUGUUUUAAAUAAAUACAGUAGUUGAAAAUUUUCCCUUUGCUACAUCUCUAAUAUAGUCAAAGUCAUGAAUGAAACAGUAACUUACAUGAAAGUCAUAUACUAGAUCUACUACCAUUUAGUUUAUUCUAGAAAUUGGAGAGAAUUCACUGCGUAGCAUAGAGGUUUGUUUACAUGUUACUUUGGGAUGCUAGGUAUUUGUGGAAUUAAAAAGAAUCAGGCACUUCUGUACUUUAGUUUUAAAAUAUGUGAUGUUCUUUAAAUUCAUAAUAAAUUGAUGCAAUUUGAUACUUAGGAACAUAUAAAAAGGUAAUGUGAACUUUUCUGCUUUUGUUUGUGUUCAAAGUUUUGGUUUUAUAAAACCAGAUGGAUUGAAGACUUACAUAAGCAUUUGAAAACUCAAAUAAGUCUACUGAUUUUCUAUUACUGUUUGCAUAUCUUCAUUCCUCUUAAAUUCAAGAAAAUUCCAUGUAUCUGAAUAAGCUUAUAAAAAAUAUUUUGGUCUUCCCCCCCUUUUUACAUAGAUUAUUAUUUUUGUCCCAAUGACAGUUUUUGUUUUUCAUUAUCAAGGACAUUUACUGAACUACAAAAAUGUAUAACAAAUUAAAAUCUGAUGUGAAUAUUAAUGCUGCUUUAGCAAGCUGGGCUUCCCUAUUAAUAUAAAAAUUUAAAUUUCCACUUGUAUCAUUAUUUCAGUAUGUACUGUAAAUUUCAUUAACUUAAAAUUUUUUUUUUUUACAACCAUGGAACUGACGUCUUAGAAUGCUACCUGUAACAUAUUUCACUACUAAGUACAUACAGAAGAUACUAGUAUACAGUUUAACUUCCCUAAACAGUUUUUGUUUUGCCAAAAUUUUAUUUUUCUACAUAUUAAUUUAGAUGGUCUUCUGCAUUUUUAUUCAGAAUCCAUAGUAAAGAUGAAAUAAAGUCCGUGAUCCACUUGGUUGAAUAGACUCUUUUCCCAAAUCCUAUUAAUGUUCUAGUUAUUUUCAUGCCUAAAGAAUAAAAAACAAACAAAAAACAAGAAAACAAAUGUACAGAACAGACUAUGCAAUAGAGUGACCAGUCUUCAAAAGGGCUGCUUAAAUUAUACCAUGAAAGUACCACUGCUGAUGAAGUUUGCUCACAGAAGUUACUGUCAUUCAGUAGAAGCAUGAGAGAACAUCAUGUAGCAGAUUGGAAUGAAGACAGGAAGCUUUCAGGGUGCCCAUCCCCCCUUCUCACUUCAGGUAAGAAAUUACCAUACAACAGAUGAGGCUACACAGAGCCUACAGAGAGACCAAACCAGCUUUCCGGAGAAGGCUGGUUUGGAGAACUCAUCAGGUCCUUCUAUCUUUCAUAUUAAUUAUAGAAAUCCAGACCUAUAGGCAGGGUUUAUUGUCUUGAUAGACCUACUCAGUGGCAGUGAGAGAAACGUGAGACUUGUUUUUGCCCCCUCUUCCCAUCCCUGUCCUGUGCUGGGCCGGGCAUAGGGAAAUGAGAAGUGCAGGGCUCGCUGCGACUGAACACAGACACUUCAUGAGGAAAUCAGCAAACGAGGGAGGCUCAGAAACAGGUGCAUACCGUCAUUCAUUUCAGUGCCACUACCCACCACCACCACCGCUAAACAGCCCAGUCAGUGGGUCACAGGCACAACACAGUUUCAGCAAUCAGAUUAGUUGUCUUCCAGGAAAAGAAGCUCCAAGUGGUGUUUUUGUUUUUAGUACUUCCAGGGCAGUUAAAGCCAAAAGGGUUAACAAAACUCUUUGUCCUCCAGCCUUAGGUCAACCACCUAGCUUUUCCAGUUCUCAAAACUAUAGGGGGGUAUGGGCCAACAAUGUCAGGCAAUGCUGCUUCUGUUUAAAAUGGCCCCUGACUGGUGUGUUGCAUCUGGAUUGGGAAAACUCCAGACACUUGAUAGGAAACCAUAGCUUUGGACUUACCAAAAUGUGGAAACUUGUAACUGUAUUUCCCUUUGAGAUUCCUGAGCUGUCACCGGGGGAGAUGAUACUCCUGGGAGGGGCAUGGAUAUGCUGCUACACAGACUGCUGCUGUAAGGUCAUCUUUUGAAUGUAAGGAGGCCUGACAUUGACCUGUUGGGUGAGCUGUGGUUUCUGUCCUUCUGAGUAAAUUGGGGCCAGAUGAGGCCUACUGUGGGCUUUUUGAGUCUGAAUAUUUAGUUGAACCUAAGAAGAUCCUCUAGCGGGCAUUACGGAAGUCAAACAGAAAUCUUCUCCGGUUGAAAUAGGCAGAUGAGACAAUAAAGGUUCUCUUAUAAAAAGUCCACUGAACUUAAAAGCCAAACUUGAAGCCUACUGGGGAUUUGGUCUGUCUCUCAAGGGGAAAGCCCAGACCACAUCAGAGGAGCCUUUACCUUAAUGAGGUUCCUUUGUACCUAGUGUAUACUCUUCAGUUACAAGACAGAAACAUACAGGGCAGUGAAAUGGGCCGGAACAGGACAUUCGUUAAAUAAACUUCAUGGCCCUUUGCCAAAGUAGUCAACCCCUCCUAUUUUUUCUUCCCAGUAAUGCCCAGCCACAGUCCAAACAGGUUGUAUAGUGAACACCACAUGAACGCAACAAAAAAAUAAAACGAAAAGGGGAAACCGCCCCCCACUCCAAAGCAAUAAAGAGUAAAAGUCCAAAAGUGGCCUCUCCUGUGCUCACUUUGGCAGCAUGUAUACUGAAAUUGGAACAAAAGCGGCAUCUCCUAAAUUCCAAAUUUUCUCUCCCCAGUCUUGACCAAGGAGAACACAAUCAGAUGAUAAUAGCAUUUUUAAAUAUUUACUGAUACUCAUGGUAAAUACAUGUUCUUUAAUCCUCACAAUUCCAUUAGGUUAUUUUUUGUUGUUUUCUCCUUGUAAUUAUGCUUAUUUUAAAAAGUGAGUCUGAGAGAAGUCAUUUUUACAAAGUCCACAGGUGGUCCACAGUCUAUGAUUAAACACUCAGACAGGAAAAUUUCUGGUAACAGGGAGUUAAUUGAGAGCUAGGAUAACAGCCACAUUCCAAAUCAGAUUUCUUCUCUCAUUCUUAAAAGACGGAAGGAAACAGAUGCAUAAGAGGCAGUUAUAAUCACCCACAGCCCAUGUCUGUAAUAUGUUUAGAAGACAGAAUAGUACAAACUUCUGUUUACAUAUAUGUGGAGAAAUAGGCAUCUCAAACUAGCAGUCAGCUCUGAAACACACAAGAACCAAGUCAAGUAGGGACUGCACAGGAAGGAGAAUAUAAUGGGGUCUCAGGGUUCAUUCCCGGAAGUAGUAGAUCCCACCCUGAGUGGAGAAAUGUGAAGAACCAGUGUGAGAACUAGUAAAUCAGACUCCUGGGAACUCAAAAAGGUUGAGGAAGCACACAUAAUCAGAAUCUUGGGAAAGUACCACAUCUUGGAGAAGGCAGCUAUUCCUUUGUAAAGAGAGAAGAAAGAUAGAUAGCAGCCCUAUAAAAGACCCAGCAACCAUACUUCUGGACGUUUAUCCCACAGAGAUGAAAAUUUGUUGAUAUAGUUAUAUCAGCCUUAAGUUCAUAGCAGCCAAAGACUGGAAACAGCUUUAAUGGCCUAAGGCGGAGAGUUAAAUAAACUGGUACACCCAUACAAUGAAAUAUAAUCAAUAAUAAAAAGUAACUAUUGACUGAAUUUAGAUGCUUCUCAAAAAGGAGUUAUG
Physeter macrocephalus (sperm whale) is the source of this 7263-nucleotide messenger RNA. RefSeq names its product WW domain containing E3 ubiquitin protein ligase 1 (gene WWP1). Bases 302 to 3070 code for a protein of 922 amino acids. The record is from RefSeq and is a predicted model, not a curated record. Gene Ontology annotation, cellular component: cytoplasm. Gene Ontology annotation, molecular function: ubiquitin protein ligase activity; protein binding. Lineage: Eukaryota; Metazoa; Chordata; Mammalia; Artiodactyla; Physeteridae. The transcript has 25 exons. Gene Ontology annotation, biological process: protein polyubiquitination; proteasome-mediated ubiquitin-dependent protein catabolic process.